AAAAAAAAAAAAGAAAAAAAGAAAGAAAACUAACUCUAGGUUUUAAAAAAAAAAACGCAUCAGUAUGCGUUCAUGCAUCAUUUCUAUGGAAAUCCGUUAUCUCUCUUUCUUCCAUUACUCGAACUGGACAAAGACGCCAUGGCGUCGACCGUGUCCGAGUGGCUGACGGAAGGCAUCCUUAACGAGCAUCAUAUGACGCAUGUCCGAAUGCUCCGCUCCAUCAAGUCGUACGUCGAGUCACUUGUGGCUCGCCAGGAGGUCCAGAAAGCCAUGCGAGUACUUGAGGACGAUGAUUAUGUCAUGAAAGCGAUUGUACCCGAGCUUCUCACGGAUAUCAAAACAUACCAAAUCCAAUUCAAGUUGGGCAUUCAUCUCCUCGAGCUUCUCCAGUCUCAAUUUCCCAACUUUGGGUUUUUUGCCACGCAUCGUCAAAAGAGCAAAAGGAUACUGCUUCUCGAUGCGUUGCAAGCAACGACGGAGGAGGGGAUGGCAGGGUCAGAACUGACGAAAGCGUUGAUUGCUUUGAUCCGCGGCAUCAGUGAAAAGCAUAUAGGGACGCUUUUGCAGCAGAUGCGAGCCUUGUUUGAAAAAGAGGAUUAUCGAGAGGUGAAUGAAGCUGCGUUGAAGGAAUUGUUCGGCUGGGAAGUGAGACUGGAACACUUGGCGCAGGCAGAUCGUGACACGGUGGCGCGCAUGGAUAGGAAAGCGAGAUUAUUGGAAGGACUUGUUUUACCAGGCGCACAGACAGCGAGACAGACAGCCACGGCGCAAAGAGUGCAGGAGAACUCGAUUGAGCAUUUAAGAAAUAAAGGAACAGCGAUAGCCAAAUUGGCCAUGGACAUAGCCGAUUGGUGUGAGAGAACACUCAGAUUGUAUUUGAGACCCUACACCACUUUACCCUUACACGAGUUGAUCUAUUACAACACGAUCAGCUUGCACGAGAAGGCUUUUGCAGCUCAACCGAGAGCCACGAUUCAAACAGCAUUGACGCAAUCAGGCCAUUAUUUAGGCUGCUCUUGUUGUCGUAUGGACAAAGCGGAUCAGAUUCUAUUUUCAGAACACGAUACUUGCAUUUUAUACAAACUCUACCUUGAAUGUGGGCGUAUGAUUAAUUUGUACGAUUGGUUUAUCGCGUUUGGUUGUAUUAUUGAAAGAGAACAGCGACCGAUAAAGCAAAAGCUGGAAGAGAAUGAAGUGCAAGCCCGAUUUAUACGAUCUGUAGCAGAAUUACAGUUUUUAGGAUUCAUCAAACCAACACAACGAAAGACAGAUCAUGUCAUUCGAUUAACGUGGUCCAAUAUAUAAAAGCGUGAUACCCCCCCCCCCACCCCCAUCCAUAGUUGACAUGAAUGCCAUCAUGUUUUUGACUCGAUUAAAACCAUUUUUUAGACCGUCGUCGUCAUCCAUUUCAGGUACACAUCAUCGAUAGACAAUGUCUCUUUUUUUUUUUUUUUUUU
Mycotypha africana is the source of this 1457-nucleotide messenger RNA. RefSeq lists its product as uncharacterized. Gene Ontology annotation, biological process: DNA replication; DNA replication initiation. Gene Ontology annotation, cellular component: nuclear pre-replicative complex; DNA replication preinitiation complex; nuclear origin of replication recognition complex. Gene Ontology annotation, molecular function: DNA replication origin binding. NCBI's taxonomy places the organism in Eukaryota, Fungi, Mucoromycota, Mucoromycetes, Mucorales, Mycotyphaceae. The coding region runs from base 73 to 1305 and encodes 410 amino acids. The transcript has 4 exons. The record is from RefSeq and is a predicted model, not a curated record.